AUGAUAGAACUGAGAAAGGGCUCUAAGGAUCUGUUUCAGGCGUUGGAGCUCCUGAGGACUGCCCCCGAUGAACACGCUCAAGAGCUUCUGGGGAACUUACGCAGCAGCGGUUCUGUAUCGGAAUUCUUGCAAGUUCUUGAUUCAGGCAUCAUAAAGCCACCUUCAUCAACCGACCCCCUCGCCACCAGUCUCGCGGGAACUUCAGCCGACUCACCAAUUGAGCUGGACCUAAACAUGCGAUUUUCCGGCGUAUUCCCUGUCCUGGAAACUCUUGACAUCAAGGAUGUAGAUCUUGGUCUACUGGCCGUUAACAAACGGGCCCUGACAUCGUCGAAUCAUCAAGCGACAGCACCCUUGACGCCAUUCACACCAAUAGAAUUCGGUCAAAGAUCGGAGACACCGUCGACUUCUGAAUCUUUCUCGACGCCAAGCGACACUACUGGAGAUACUGGCAUUGACCCUCGGAUGGAGUCUCUUCAAAUAUGGCAGUGGACUUCUAUAUCUAUACCCGAAAGCCUGGCUGCGCAGGCCAUAUCUUUCUAUCUGGUCAACGAACACCCUCUCCUAGCAUUCUUUGAUGCCGAUCUAUUCAUUCGAGAUUUUGUGGCUGGCGGAGGCCGCUUUUGCUCGCAACUUCUCGUCAGCUCACUUCUUGCUUGGGCCUGCGCUUCCUACUCUCAGUUUGAGCCACGAGCUCAAACAUUCUCUCUUGCGUUUUUGAGAGAGGCCAAGAGGCGAUGGAAGGAUUUAACAGACCAUACUUCCAUCACUACGUUAUCAUCAGCAAUGUUUCUUGUACUUACUUGUAACCAGCAUGGCCAAGAUAAAGUUGGUCUAUUCUAUCUCGACGCCAGCGUACAAAUAGGUCGUGGGCUUGGCUUGUUCAGCGAUGAGGGAACAUCUGUGCCUGAUUUCAACGACGACGAUGAAAUACGGACAGCAGCAUCAUUUGCCGCUUGGGGGACCUUUGGCUGGCACAGUCUCCACUGUAUCAACUUCCGAGCAGAACACCGAAUACGGCAUCCACCAUCUUUGCCUAUACCAGGAGAUGUUUCCGGACCGUCCCUGAAUGAGCGCAUGGGAAGCACAUUUACAUGGAUAUCUAAGUUCUGGGUCAUCAUACAUCAAGCAUUUCGUGAAGGUUAUAGCCACUUUAACCGUCUACCAAUGUCACACGCACAUCGGAUGUAUCAACUGUUGCUCGACUGGGCCAGUAUCCUUCCCGAGGACGUACAGAGGAGUGAAAACUGCCCUCACCAUGUUCUAGUACUACAUAUCUGGUACCAGGCAGCAGUAAUAGACAUGUGGCGCCCAUUUAUCGGUCGUAGAAGCUAUGAAGACGCUGGGAGAAGCGAACUCGCCAUUACCACUCACGGAGCAUCCGUCCAUCAACUCAAACGGCUUAUAUAUAUAUACAGGAAACGAUUCGAGUCAACCAACCUCACUAUGUUCAUCACUCCCGGAUUUCUCACCAUCAUUAACGAAGUCUUUCGAAAUCCCGGUACAUCCGACGCACAGUUUUACUUCAUAUUGGCGGCGCGUGGAUGCCUGUCGAUAGCAACUUGGUGCAAGGGGCUUCGAGGUAUUACAGAAGGCCUAAUGACAAUAGGUUGGCAAAAUGGAACCUUCAAACGUGAAGGAUGGACAAACAACAGCAUGAUCGAAGACAUCAGAGCUACAACACGGGCGCUCAACCAAGAGGGCACAUAUAGCAGUCUUUAUCCAAUCAACCUCGAUUCCACGAGUGAGAGCAUGGACGUCAUCGGCAUGGAAGCCUUGGCUGGCGAAUUUCAGAGACUGAGUUCACAAAAUGAGCCUACUCGCGGGAAAGAAGUCGAGAUGACGAGUGAACCUAACGUCUGGAAGGGAGAUCAGCGAGAUUUGGACUUGACGUUGACUGAAGCGACGGAGGAGGAGAAAUACGCUUAG
Fusarium proliferatum ET1 is the source of this 1929-nucleotide messenger RNA. RefSeq lists its product as uncharacterized. The transcript has 4 exons. The record is from RefSeq and is a predicted model, not a curated record. Lineage: Eukaryota; Fungi; Ascomycota; Sordariomycetes; Hypocreales; Nectriaceae. Bases 1 to 1929 code for a protein of 642 amino acids.